This is a messenger RNA of Hippoglossus stenolepis (Pacific halibut), 5377 nucleotides long. RefSeq names its product serine/threonine kinase 10 (gene stk10). Gene Ontology annotation, biological process: protein phosphorylation. Gene Ontology annotation, molecular function: protein serine/threonine kinase activity; ATP binding. The record is from RefSeq and is a predicted model, not a curated record. Lineage: Eukaryota; Metazoa; Chordata; Actinopteri; Pleuronectiformes; Pleuronectidae. The coding region runs from base 451 to 3600 and encodes 1049 amino acids. The transcript is spliced from 20 exons.
GCUUGUUCUUUCGAAGAAACUACAUUUCCAUGACGGCAGUGGGAGGGUUGUUGGGUAACAAGGUGGGGCCUGUUUGAGGCAACAAGUCGUGUGGAGCAGAGGAGGCGCAGGCGAACACAGCUUCUCUCCAUCGGGUCACUUUCCAGCCGCAGGUGGUCCCCGCGCGUCCUGCGCCACCGCACUUUGUCAAUGGGAAUCUAACGUGUCCCAACUCCAGAGCUCACGCGCACAACACAGGGUCCACAUGGACGCAGUGGGAUCUCUUAUUUGAAACCACUUCUCGUUUUAUUUCUUUUUUUUUUGAGUUUUGCUCAAGGACGCGGGAAGUGAAGACUAACUUGGCAGAUUUGUUCAGUGGCACCGCGCGUCUCGUCGUGCGUAAUGCUCCGCGUGUAGAGACCGGAGCCUGUUCAUUUCUUUUUAUAGUUGAAUGUUGUUGCGGUGUUCAUAAUGCCACUCUCCAGAUUGGGCAAGCUUUUCCGUCUCCCCACCAUUGAGAUCAAGAAGAAGGUGAAGCAGUACGAGCACGUCCACCGGGACAUCAACCCCAACGACUUAUGGGAGAUUGUUGGAGAGCUGGGCGACGGCGCCUUUGGGAAGGUCUACAAGGCCAGGAACAAGGAGACCGGCGCUCUGGCCGCAGCCAAAGUGAUCGAGACAAAAUCCGAAGAAGAGCUGGAGGACUACAUCGUGGAGAUCGACAUCCUGGCUAGAUGUGACCACCGCUACAUCGUCAAGCUGCUCGACGCCUUUUUCCAUGACAACAAGCUGUGGAUCAUGAUCGAGUUCUGCCCCGGAGGUGCCGUGGAUGCCACAAUGCUCGAGCUGGAUCGUUGUCUGACGGAGCCGCAGAUUAAGGUGGUUUGCCGUCAGAUGUUGGAGGCUCUGGUUUAUCUGCACAGCAUCAAGAUCAUCCACAGAGACCUGAAGGCUGGAAACAUCCUCCUCAUGCUGGACGGGGACAUCAAGCUUGCUGAUUUUGGUGUGUCUGCAAAAAACACCAAAACCCUACAAAGGAGAGAUUCAUUCAUUGGAACACCGUACUGGAUGGCCCCAGAGGUGGUCAUGUGUGAGACCAUGAAGGACGCUCCGUACGACUACAAAGCGGAUAUCUGGUCCCUGGGAAUCACGCUGAUCGAGCUCGCCCAGAUCGAACCCCCCCACCACGAGCUCAACCCCAUGAGGGUGCUGCUGAAGAUCGCCAAGUCGGAGCCGCCCACCCUGGAGCAGCCGCACAAAUGGUCGCAGCAGUUUAAAGAUUUCCUGAAGAAAAGUUUGGAUAAAAACCCGGAGACUCGUCCGACCGCAACACAACUCCUGGAGCAUCCGUUUGUGAAAUCGGUGACGUCCAACCGUCCUCUGCGGGAACUGGUGGCCGAGGCCAAGGCCGAGGUCAUGGAGGAAAUAGAGGACAAUAGAGAGGAAGGAGAGGAGGACGACGCCAUGGAGCUCACAGUGUGUCCAGGUAAGGAGCCAUCUCAGACCAGUCAGACCAGUUUGGAAGGGGACCAGUCUACGGACACCCCGAGCCCCACCACGCCCUCCCCAACCACACCAAUGCCUUUACCCCGGAAGGGGGCUGAGCCAGACACACCGACACAGGAGCAGCCGGGCUCCGUCAUGAUGGUCCCUGUGCCCCUGCCGCGGCAAAAUCUCCCCCCAAAAGAUGCGGAGGAGCUGGGUGACAAACUGGGCGACGACGUCCUGCUUGAGUCCGAAAAAUCCGAGAGCGAGGCCUCGACCAAAACCUCCAGCUCGGACUCGGGCAUUGAGGAUGGAAAGAGUACCCCAACGUCAGAGGAGGAAAAGGUUGCUGUCGAGACCCCAGAGACGGAGCAGCCGCCAUCUCUCUCCGAAACCGAAGCCUCUGACGAGCAGGUCGACAUCAUCAUAGACUCACCAGACCCAGAGAAGCCCACAAUCCUGGUGACUGAGGAUAAGAGCGAUGUUCUUAUCGCCAACGGAGAAACAACCACAGAAACAACAGCACGGAGCCCGAGCCCCGUUGUCGCUCCUGCACCUUCUCCAGCACCUUCCUCUGCUCCCACGCCACUCCCUGUUUCCGGCUCCGGGCCAAACGACAGCCUCACCAACGAUACGCCAGAGCGGAUGUCGAUAGGAGGAAACGGUGAGCCCAUCUCGCCUUAUAUCAACGGAGGGAUCAUCAACAAACGGUUCUCUUACUCGGGCAGCCAGGGGUCCGAGAGCAUGGACUUGUCGAUCCACAAGGAGAACAUCUCAAUGUCUGCCAGGGACUAUUCGAGUAAGACUCUGAAGCGAACCAGGAGGUUUGUUAUUGACGGCGUGGAGGUGAGCGUUACCACCUCGAAGAUCAUCAGGGACGAUGAGAAGAAAGAUGAGGAGAUGAGAUUCCUGAGACGUCAGGAGCUGCGGGAGCUGCGGUUGCUGCAGAAGGAGGAGCACAGAGCUCAGUCGGUUCUAACCGGCAAACUGGAAACACAGAAAGAACAGAUGACGAGACGAUUUGACCAGGAGAUGAAUGCCAAGAAGAAGCACUAUGACCUGGAGCUGGAGAACCUGGAGAAGAAUCAGAAGCAGACCAUUGAGAAGAUGGAGGCCGACCACAGCGUCAAACUCAAAGACGAGACCAAACGCAUCAAAUCAGUGCAGGAGCGGGACUACGACAAGUUUCAGGAUUACAUCAGACACAAGAAGAAGGAGGUAAAACAGGCUGUUGAUAAGUUGCCCAGAAAUCAGCGUAAAGACUCCAUGAAACAGAAGAUGAACUCCUUCCAGGAAAUGAAGAUUAAAGAGGAGGAGAAAUUCUUGGCGCAGCAGAAGAACUACCUGGACACCACGCUGAAGAAAAUCAUCUCCAACAACAAGAGAGAGAUUGCAGAAACAGAGAGGGAUUGUCUCAACAAGAAGCAAAACCUAAUAAGAGAGCGCGAAGCUACGGUAUGGGACAUGGAGGAGAAGAAUCUCUACGAGAGACAUCAGCUGUUGAAGCAGCAGCUGAAAGAUAAAUACUUCCUCCAGAGGCACCAGCUGCUCAAGAAACAUGAAAAGGAGCAAGAGCAUAUGCAGUGCUACAAUCAGCGGAUGAUUGAGAUCCUGAAAGGUCGGCAGCAGCAGGAAAAGAGCCGGAUGCCCAAGAUCCAGCGCGGUGAAGCCAAGACCCGCAUGGCCAUGUUCAAGAAGAGCCUCCGCAUCAACUGGACAGGAAGCAGUUCGGAAGACAGAGAGAAGAUCAAACAGUUCUCUCAGCAGGAGGAGAAGCGGCAGAAGGCCGAGAGGCUGCAUCAGCAGCAGAAACACGAGAAUCAGAUGAGGGAGAGGAUCGGUCAGUGUGAAGGCAACAUCCGGGAGCUGAAGCAGCUGCAGAAUGAAAAAUGUCACCUGCUGGUGGAGAAUGAGACUCAGAGGCUCAAGUAUCUGGAUGAGCAACACAACCAGGUGAUGAAGGACUGGAGGGAUCAUCUGAAGCCCAGGAAGAAGGCCCUUGAAACAGACCUGACCAUGAAGAAAAAGGAGCAGGAGGCGUUCUUUAAGAUGAGCGAGAGUUCAGACUGUCCGAACCCCAGCUCUCCCAAUAAACUCUCCAAGUUUGUGCCUUACCAAGACUCUUCUACCACAUAGAAACAUCUGCUGUGAUACCACACACACACACACACACACACACACACACACACACACACACACACACACACACACACACACACACACACACACACACACACACACACACACACACACACACACACACACACACGCUCACACACAGGCCUUACAAUUGUCUGCUGCCUCAGUUUUAUUUAGCUUUGCCAGUAAUAGCAGCAUAGUUACCCCUCCAUCAGGUCCCUCAAUUGUUUUAGUUCAUAUUUAUGUUUUAACACAUUUUUCUUUGAAGACAUUGUAGCAUUGAAUUGACCUAAAAACCCACAACGUGCUUCAGAUUGAUUUUCCUUUACCACUCACCAGUAAAACAUCUGGAUUACACAAUACAGUGACUGCUGAUUCGGACGAGCUGAAGACACCAAAGUGAUUUUAAUUGGUCUUCAUCGUUUGGUUUGAUAGUAGUCUGUUGUCCUGAGGAGGGAAUUUACUUUAUGUUUGUUUCUAGAAAAGCUGGUGAGCCAGAAACUAAGCACUUUUUGUUCACCCCCAAAUGAUCGGUGUCGUCUUCCAGAAAUGACCAGAAAAACACCCAAAUGUUAAUUGGUUAAUGACCUUUUUGUGAAUUUCUCCAUGUCUUGGCCUAUUCAGCUGCGUGUCAGACAGAUGCAUGUCAUAUAGCUGCCAAAGUGCGCUUGUAUUUAUUUUUACUGAUUAAGAAAAAUCCAGAUUUAUCACUGUAAACUCUUCUUUUAAGCAAAACCCAUGGUAUGAAGGAUGUUCUAAUUUUUUAUAUUGUUUAAAUCAUGUAGGGAUGAGGCUGUAUCCUAAGUCCAAAAAUCUAUAAUUUCUUUUUAAAUGAUUAGUUAGGUAAGAGAUUUUAACAGACAAGGAAUGGCUUGCUUCUUAUUUUCAUAUAGUGUUGGAUGUGGUGACAGUUGUUAUUUUUCUGUUGUAUUCUUACUGUAAAAUCAGUCACACUGGAUGGGAACUGACGAAGCCAAAGUAAAAAUACUGUUAUAUUCUUUGAAGGAUGUUAAACGGGGGAUUUAAAGCUAAAUAAUAAAUAAAAAAAAAAGAGGUAUUAAGUGUGUAAUUGUUAUACCGUGUGCAGUAAAUGCACUUCCUGCUAACCAAAGUGCAAUAUUACAUGUAUGUCUUUGCUAACCUUUUAUAGGGGUUUUUUUUAGUUCUUCUUAAAUUUGCCUUCUUUUGCACUGAGAGGGAGAAUAAUGUGAAGAGUUUAAACCAAAAACAGAUGUAUCAGAGUCAUGCAAAGGAAAAAAACAACACUGCUUGAAAUUAUUGUAUCUUUUAUGGGGGUUUUUUUUGGGGGGGGGACUUAUAAAGCAGGGGUCUCAUUUUGAAGUGAUGAUCUGCGUUUGAUGAACGUGACUCUUCAUGUAUUUUUUUAAGGGAGUGCAACAAUGCAGGCUGCUGUAAGACGCCUCUCGAUGUUUCUUCAAUGUUUGCAGCUGACAAACUUGUUUCCUUAGGGAGAGAAAGUGAUUUUUAGAGCAGUUUGACCUGCGGGUUCACACCAGAUCAGGUCAGUAAUCAGGUACAGCUCAGUGUCGCUCUCUCUCUCUCUCUCUGGCUCCCUCUCGCACACUGUCUCUGAAGUAUUUAAAGAUGUUGUACAAAUUCUCCUUCCUGUCAUGUUUAAUGGCUCCAUCUAGGUCUUCCUCUCUGCCUCAGUUUACAUGACGUUGUUUGUAUGGAGGGGUCGUGAGUGUGAAUGAAACUGUAUCAGAAGGAACCACUGUUGUAAAUAACUAAAUAAAUGCAGAUUUUCUAAUUA